This is a messenger RNA of Artibeus jamaicensis (Jamaican fruit-eating bat), 12112 nucleotides long. It is a transcript of the gene PTPN14, whose product is annotated as protein tyrosine phosphatase non-receptor type 14. Lineage: Eukaryota; Metazoa; Chordata; Mammalia; Chiroptera; Phyllostomidae. Gene Ontology annotation, molecular function: protein tyrosine phosphatase activity. Gene Ontology annotation, cellular component: cytoskeleton. The record is from RefSeq and is a predicted model, not a curated record. The coding region runs from base 671 to 4228 and encodes 1185 amino acids. Gene Ontology annotation, biological process: protein dephosphorylation; lymphangiogenesis. The transcript is spliced from 19 exons.
CCACUCGCACGGCCCCUUCCUCCCUCCUCUCCCGGCGGCUCGCGUUUCCUGCCGCUCCGGCUCUCCUGGCCCUUAAAAGUUCUUCCCAACUUUUCCUCCUCGAGUGGGUGCUGUAGGCGCAGGCAGGGGGCAGGCUGCUGUGCUCCUGCCUGCUCAGCUGCCUACCUCCGGGCUAAGGUCCUCGGGGAGCCGCAGACGCACAGUGACCGCUGGCGGUCCUUCUCCUACUACUUCAGCCAUCCUCCCCGGCCUCCUGGUCUCGUCCUGCCUUGGGCGGGACAGCCCUGGGUUUCGGUGGCUCUUCUUUGCUCCUGCUCUCUGCGCCCCUGCGCCGACUCUUGCGCCCGAUCACGGCGGAACCCUCCCUCCCCUUUCGCCUCCUCCGGCUGAUUCCCUUCGCCCCUCCUCCGCCAGCCACUGGAAUCAAUUCCUUGGGGAAUUGGAGCUCCGCCGCCGCGGCGGAGGGACAGCUUUUCCGCGCGGGACUGCAGGGCUCCAACUGGGCCAUGUAAGCAGUGACCCUGCACAGUGCCACCCCGGGCAUGGACACCCUCUCCCGGGUCGGAGGGAGCACAGCUGGUAGUGCCAUCGCCUGGUCCUGAAGUUGCUAAGGCCACCUCAGGGGCGUGGACGCCAAGAUAGGAGGGCGGCGUCCGAGGGCCACUGAGCCAUGCCUUUCGGCCUGAAGCUCCGCCGGACACGGCGCUACAACGUCCUGAGCAAGAACUGCUUCGUCACCCGGAUCCGCCUGUUGGACAGCAACGUCAUCGAGUGCACGCUGUCAGUGGAGAGCACAGGGCAGGAGUGCCUAGAGGCCGUGGCCCAGCGGCUGGAGCUGCGGGAGACGCACUACUUUGGCCUUUGGUUUCUCAGCAAGAGCCAGCAAGCACGAUGGGUGGAGCUGGAGAAACCUCUGAAGAAACAUCUGGACAAAUUCGCUAACGAGCCUCUGCUUUUCUUCGGAGUCAUGUUCUAUGUGCCAAAUGUGUCAUGGCUUCAGCAAGAGGCCACAAGGUAUCAGUAUUACCUGCAAGUCAAAAAAGAUGUGCUGGAAGGCCGAUUGCGGUGUACGCUGGAGCAGGUGAUCCGGCUGGCUGGCCUCGCUGUGCAGGCUGAUUUUGGAGACUAUAAUCAGUUUGAUUCUCAAGAGUUCCUCAGAGAAUACGUGCUGUUUCCCAUGGAUCUGGCCCUGGAAGAGGCUGUCCUGGAGGAGCUGACACAGAAGGUCGCCCAAGAGCACAAAGCCCACAGUGGAAUCCCGCCAGCUGAAGCUGAGCUCAUGUACAUCAACGAAGUGGAACGAUUGGACGGAUUUGGACAGGAAAUCUUCCCCGUGAAGGACAAUCAUGGAAACGGUGUGCACCUGGGCAUUUUCUUUAUGGGGAUUUUCGUGAGGAACAGAAUCGGAAGACAAGCAGUGAUACACAGGUGGAAUGAUUUGGGGAAUAUCACUCAUAACAAGUCGACCAUCCUGGUGGAGCUCAUCAACAAAGAAGAGACUGUGCUCUUUCACACGGAUGAUAUUGAAAAUGCCAAGUAUAUUUCUCGGUUGUUUGCUACACGGCACAAGUUUUACAAACAAAACAAAAUCUGCACUGAACAGUCCAAUUCUCCACCCCCCAUCAGACGCCAGCCCACCUGGAGCCGAAACUCUCUGCCCCGGCAGCAGCCGUACAUCCUGCCGCCCAUGCACGUCCAGUGUGGCGAACACUACUCGGAAACGCACACUUCACAAGACAGCAUUUUCCACGGGAACGAAGAUGCCUUCUACUGCAACUCCCACAACAGCCUGGACUUGAAUUACCUAAACGGCACCAUCGCCAACGGCAGCGUGUGUAGCGUGCACAGCGUCAACUCCCUGAACUGCUCCCAGAGCUUCAUCCAGGCGUCUCCCGUGUCUUCCAACCUCAGUAUCCCUGGCAGCGACAUCAUGCGUGCCGACUACAUCCCCAGCCACCGGCACAGCGCGAUCAUCGUGCCGUCGUACCGGCCGACCCCCGACUACGACACGGUCAUGCGCCAGAUGAAGAGGGGGCUCGUGCACACAGACAGCCAGAGCCAGUCCCUGCGAAAUCUCAACAUCAUCAACACCCAUGCCUACAACCAGCCGGAGGACCUGGUGUACAGCCAGCCGGAGAUGCGGGAGAGGCACCCCUACACUGUCCCUUAUGGGCCACAGGGGGGCUAUAGUAACAAACUUGUCGGUCCAUCUGAUCAGAUAAACCCAAAGAAUAGCUCAGUGCCCAGCAAGCCCGGGGCAAGUGCCAUCUCCCACACGGUGAGCACCCCGGAGCUGGCCAACAUGCAGCUCCAGGGCACCCAUAGCCACAACACGGCCCACAUGCUCAAAAACUAUCUCUUCAGACCGCCGCCCCCCUACCCACGGCCCCGCCCCGCCACGAGCACCCCUGACCUGGCCAGUCACCGCCACAAGUACGUCAGCGGCAGCAGCCCCGACCUGGUGACCCGCAAGGUGCAGCUGUCAGUGAAGACCUUCCAAGAGGACAGCGCUCCUGUAGUGCACCAGUCGCUGCAGGAGGUGAGCGAGCCCCUCAUGUCCACCAAGCACCAUGGCACGGUGAACAAGCGCCACAGCCUGGAGGUCAUGAGCAGCAUGGUGCGGGGCAUGGAAGCCAUGACGCUCAAGUCCCUCAACAUCCCCAUGGCUCGCCGCAACACGCUGCGGGAGCAGGGGCCCCCCAAGGAGGGGCCCGGGGGCCACGAGGUCCCCCCGCUGCCCCAGUACCACCACAAGAAGACGUUCUCGGACGCCACGAUGCUGAUCCACAGCAGCGAGAGCGAGGAGGAGGAGGAGGCGGAAUCGGUGGCCCGGAUCCCCGGGCUCCGUGAGAACAUGGAGUACAGCGCCCAGCUGCAGGCGGCCUUAGCCCGCAUCCCCAACAAACCCCCUCCCGAGUACCCGGGCCCGAGGAAGAGCGUCAGCAAUGGGGCGCUGAGGCAGGACCAGGUUAGCCUUCCUCCUGCCGUCGCCAGAGCCAGGGUGCUGAGGCACGGGCCGGCCAAGGCCGUCGGUGUCUCCCGCGCCGACCAGCUGGCCGUCAACGGGGCCUCCCUCGGUCCGUCCAUCUCAGAACCCGACCUGACAAGUGUGAAGGAGCGGGUCAAAAAGGAGCCCGUGAAGGAGAGGCCCGUGUCCGAGAUGUUUUCCCUGGAGGACAGCAUUAUAGAAAGAGAGAUGAUGAUCAGGAAUCUAGAGAAGCAGAAGAUGGCAGGUCUGGAGGCGCAGAAGAGGCCGCUGAUGUUGGCAGCGCUGAACGGGCUCUCGGUUGCUCGGGUCUCGGGGCGGGAGGACGGUCGAGCUGACGGCACCCGGAUUCCCAUGGACGAGAGGUUCAGAACCCUGAAGAAGAAGCUUGAAGAGGGGAUGGUGUUCACGGAAUAUGAGCAAAUCCCAAAGAAAAAGGCGAACGGCAUUUUCAGCACAGCGGCUCUGCCCGAAAAUGCUGAGCGCAGCCGGAUCCGCGAAGUUGUCCCCUACGAGGAGAAUCGAGUAGAACUGAUACCGACCAAAGAAAAUAACACGGGCUACAUUAAUGCUUCCCACAUCAAGGUGGUGGUUGGUGGGGCCGAAUGGCACUACAUAGCCACGCAGGGGCCCCUGCCACACACGUGCCAUGACUUCUGGCAGAUGGUGUGGGAGCAGGGAGCCAACGUGAUCGCCAUGGUCACCGCAGAAGAGGAGGGCGGACGAACCAAGAGCCACCGAUACUGGCCCAAACUGGGUUCCAAGCACAGCUCAGCCACCUAUGGCAAGUUCAAGGUCACCACAAAGUUCCGAACAGAUUCUGGUUGCUAUGCAACCACGGGCUUAAAGGUGAAGCACCUUUUGUCUGGGCAGGAAAGGACGGUGUGGCAUUUGCAAUACACCGACUGGCCAGACCACGGCUGCCCAGAGGAUGUCCAAGGAUUUUUGUCGUACUUGGAGGAGAUCCAGUCCGUCCGCCGGCACACCAACAGCAUGCUGGAAGGCACCAAGAACCAGCACCCCCCCAUCGUCGUCCACUGCAGCGCUGGGGUGGGAAGGACUGGCGUGGUCAUCCUCUCCGAGCUGAUGAUCUACUGCCUGGAGCAUAAUGAGAAGGUGGAAGUGCCCAUGAUGCUGAGGCUCCUCAGGGAGCAAAGGAUGUUCAUGAUCCAGACCAUCGCUCAGUACAAGUUUGUCUACCAAGUCCUCAUUCAGUUCCUCCAAAACUCCAGACUCAUUUAAGCCCCGGACCCAGGUCCUGGAAGAGGGACCCGGCGCCACCGUUUUGCAGCUGGGAGGCACCUCCAGACAGCACCUGCGCCCCCUGCAGGGCACGGACAAGCUGGGGCCACAGGACACGGGCUCCCCGAGAAAAGGAGCCAAGAUUAUUCAUAAACACCAUGUAUUAUUUUAUAUGAGAUAAUUUAUUUUUUCCCCUUUGGAAUAACUUUUUUUGAAUCAUUGUAAUGCAGUACUUUUCAUUUGAACCACAGUUUGACUGAUCUGCAUUGUAACACGUUGGUAGGGAAGGUGGCCUGGUGGGCCGUUUGGGGGACAGAGGCACAAGGGAACGCAUCUCUGGUGAAGUCGCAACUAGCUGGGUGACCAGCCCUGCAAUUCAGCUUAACUUCUCAUGUCCGAAUGAAAGAUGGCAAGAAAACAAAUUCUUCCUAAAAUAUAAAGAUCAGGGCCAAGCCCCUUUUCUGAAGGAAAAACAAUACUAUUCCCUUGUAUUUGGGCUGAUGAGCCGUGGUGGGCAGAUUCCUCCCUUCUUCCUGUCUGUCUUCACCCUUUUCCCAGCCCCCAGCUCCAACCGCCAGUGAAAGGGCCGCAGCAGGAGGAAGUCCCGCCCUUACCACGCAGCAGUGCUAUUGCCCGGGCUGAACUCGGAGCUCUGUUUGGGUCUCCGUCGACCACCCCGUAAUCGGGGCCCUGGAGCCCGUGUUUCCUUGCCAGGGGGCUGCCCCCUCCAUAUUUGCGGCUUCUCCUCCUUUGCUCAGUGGGUGCCAGGCUGGUGGCCUUUGAGGCCCCGGGCGAGGCCAUCUGUGCAGCUGGGCCUCUUGCCUGACUGAGAGAAGCUGAUGGACCAGAGCGAGAAGAGAGGGGAGACAGGAAGGCCCUGGAUACUGUAUUGGUUUAUAUACGUAUGUCGGGCGGGGGCCUGAAGGUCAAGGUGCUGGGGGUGUUCUGCCGGUCCAUCAGUCACCAAGUCAGGGAAUGGGUUAGAAAGGAAACAGUAGAGAAAGGUGGUUUACAGGGGCUGCUUGACACUCAGCAGGGGCCCUGGGUAGCGGCCACCCCAAGGGCGACCCCACUGUGCUGGUACCAUCUCCGGGCCUUGGUCCGUGAGAGCAGAACUAAGCCCACUCGGGCCCUGGAGUCAAAACCUCGGCCCAUGUGAUGAAAAAUGGUGACGUUCGUCUCACACAAAGUCCUGCACGGGUCUCCUUUUCUCCAUACAGCCCACUCUGGUCAUCUGUGCUGUUAACGCCAACUUCAGUGACGCUUGGUUCUCACUGUGCCCCUUCCUGGGCCCUCGUCGGUCACUGCCCUUCAGAAUGUCUUAGGUUAGGACACAGAUGUGCCUUGCAUUUUCCAUCUUGCCGAAUUUUGGGGGAUUGUCCCCACUUCUCUAGUUUUUGCUGAGCACAACUUUUAAAUUGUGGUUUUGUUGUCCGAGUUCGUCCCUGUGGUAUUGCACCAUAUCUCCUUCCACGGUUGCCUGGUUUCCUUUUUCUUUUUGUCUUCUUCUGAGCUGAAAACACAAACAAACAAAGAAAGAACGGCAUCAAAUCAACCAGAAAGAAGAGAAGAGUGACUUCCGGUCAGCAGAGACCAACAGAUGGGUGUGGACACAGUUCCCCAUGAAUGGCAUUGGCCUGUGAAUCAACUCAGGGUCGCAUCUGGCCGGAUGGUACGGUGAUCCUUCUCUUGUUUAGACUCAGAGUAUCUGGUGAUGGAGGGCAGAGUGUAAGUGUCCGUCUUAUACCCCAAGACCUAAAGAAUCAGUCAAGGGCUAUAAUAACUCCAGCCGAGCUCUGUAGAUUCUGACAUUUUGGUGCAUAUUCUGAAAAAGAAAACCUUUAGUGUGACAUGUACUUUCAGUGGAACAGAGCUUGUAUCCCGCCCUCCGAGAUGCUCAGAACUUGGGUCAGUGAGCAAAGAGGUGUUUGUUUCCUCUCCGCAGAGACUUUUGUCCUCGGGAUGGUUGGCGGAAGGGUGGCUGAACGGGCAGUCCGCAGUUCCCCACUUUAGUGUCUGAUGAACGGCACCAGCCUUCCGCCUUCCUCUCAGGGGCCCCAGCGUGGGCACCAUGGAUGCGUCUCCCCAGGACGACGUGUCGAUUUGCUGUCUCUGAGCUCAUCGCUUGUGGGUCCCCCUCACCCCACCCAGUGUUACCGCCUGGUGCUGUAGGAGUACUCACUCCUACACCAUGAAUGCAUGGUGUGCAGGAAAGAACCAGGUUUAAUGUCCAACCUCCCGGCCAACGUUUAUAUGGAAACUCAAAAGGGGGAGGGAACGACUCUGAAGCUAUUUCCCAUCUUUCGCUUUGAAAAACAAAGGCCUUGGGUCCUUCGGCACGUUUUGGGUUCCUUUUCCCAUCUCCAGCGGGUGCCAGCCUCUCCUGUUCCCUGAGCAGUGCCAUUUAAACUUCGUUCAGUGGCAUCUGCAGAGUAAUUGCCCAGAGAUGCUUUAUAUCUGGGAAGCCAGCCAAGGAAUAAACCUUGAAGCAAAGUGCAUUAAAUUAGUUAUCUAGUUAGUGCUUUUGGAAUGAGUUCCUGAUGCUGGACCAAGUCCGAAGUUAGGCUCUGUUGCUACGGUUUGAAUUUGAAAGGAGAAAAUUAAAAUGGAGGUGGAGGGGAAGUGCCCCAGAACAGACUUCAAACAUCUCCAGGCUUUUGGUGUGGAAGCUGUCUGGUUGAAACAUCAUCUUUCUUUCAUCCGCUGUCAUUGGGGUGCGUUGACCCCGUGUGUGGCCUUGUUGAGUCUGGUCACUGGAUCGCGGGACGGGGUGUAACGUCUUUAUCCUAGAGCUGAACUGAGCCUCUAGCUCGGUGGUUCCCUUGGGCUCUAAGGAGGCGUCACCUCUCGGUAAGAGUGUCCAGCAGCAUUUCCGGGGGCACCCGCCUGCCUCUCUUCCUGCACAGGAGUGGAGGGUGAUCUGGGUGCGUUAGAGAGGAACAUCAAACACGGAUUUCUUACCGGAGGGCAAAGAGGAUUGGACUCCUGUCCUCGGUUGGAGGGGAACAGGAAGAUGAGGGACAGUAAAUGCUUCUCCCGGUGGAAGAGUUGGGGCGAUAGACUUUUGGGAGCCUGAACACAGAGCAUUUCACUUCCAGAAGCUUUGUGGUCUGCUCCGGCCCGCGGAGCAAUCAACUGGGGCUCGACCACCUACCUAGAACAAAUGAGUUGGGGGGACAAGAGGCGCGAAGAAUGGCAGCAAGACAAAAGAUUCUGAUCAAGCUGCAAACUUUAUUUUUCCGAACUGGGUAUAUAUAUAGGGGGGGGGGAGAGGAAGGAGAUUAGGUUGCUUGCUAUUGGCUAGCUUGAGACAAAGAAGGGCCCGCUUAUUGAUUACUUGGGUGCAGCUGGUACUCGUGGACACCUCAUGUGCCUGUAGCCGAUUGGCUCGUGGAGCACGUGCACACCUCAUGUACCUGUAGCCGAUUGGCUUGUGGAGCGCACAGGUUUCUGUAAUCAAUGCAAUGUUUUUAGCUAGAAGCCAGGUGUAAGGUUCCCAACAGUGGUCCUAGAUUGAGAAGAAAACGAGUGUUUUAAACUGUAAUCAAUGCUGUUGUUCACCCAGGUGCCUGUCCCUCGGCCGUCUCGGCCCCUUCCUCCGUCAGCCUGGAUGGAGCCGCUCUGUGGGCUGUGCCGUGGGCCUCGACCACCGGCCUGCCCAGCACCCCCUACACCUUUAUCCUGUCUGCUCUCAGCUUCUGCAGUUCCGUCAUCAACUCUGGUGGGUACAGUUGGGCGGCAUCUUCAUCCCGCUGCCUGCUUUUCUUAUCUUUCCUGGCUUUCAUAGAGUUCAUAUGAAAUUAGUGAGAGUUGGACCGUAUUUUACUUACAAUAACAGAAAACCCACAUGGAGCGACCUGAUACAUAGAGUGCGUCUCUUCCCCUGACCUAGCGAAGAUCACACAUGGCACGUCACUUCUUCAGACGAGAGCUAAAGGACGGGGAAGCCCGUGCCGGCGGGCAGUGUGGCACUCAGUGUGGCUGCAGUGAGGCCUGUCUCAUGGGGGGAGGGCGGUUCGCAGGCCUAGAGGUCACUCUGCAGAGGCGUUAGCACCCUGUCGAGUCUGCCAGGUGGGGCUGGCCACCAGGCACAGCACUGUGGGGUGUCCAGCUGCCGUCCUUUCUGGGUGUGCCAUCUGUAUUAGCUGACCCCAGCCCGGUGGUUAGGGGACGUGAUGUGUGGAUCCUGAAGGUGUCCUAUCAGAGAGCAGAGGUGCUUUCCAACCUCUCUCCACCUCCCAGUGUGCGUUUCACGGGGAAAGCGGGCAGACCUCCUGGUUUUCUUCUGUGGGAGAUUUGUCAGUCACUCAGGGCAGGGGCAGGUGCAGGGGCCUUCUCAGGCGUAUGCCAGGGAGCUCAGAUGUGAGGAUGGGACUGGGCCAGACCCAUGUCGGUGGUCCUCUGCCCUUCGUUCCGCCUCCCUGCCAGGAAUAGUUGGGCUCCUGGGGUCAGAAAUUCCCAGAAACACCAAGUAACCCCUGGUGGGCUCUUAAGUGGCCCUUUGUGGGAAUUCGGCUUUCUCUCAUCUUACCAAAGAUUCUUCUGCUGCUCUGUGAAGUUGUUGCCUCUGGUUUUUAGCAGACACUGCUCAUGCUCUUAUGCAGUGAUUUCUUUCUGUGAGCAAAACAACAGCCCAUCUAGCACUACUUCCAAAUGCAGAAAUGUGGGUUUUCCGUGGACACUGCACACACUUCCCAGUGGCCCACAGCUUUGUAGGUGACAAACCAGCUGGCCCUGUAGGGUGGAGAUCUUUAAGAUGCCGAGCUGUGUUUGACACUUCCCUUGAACUCUGGGCGAUAAAGUAGGAUGGUUUGGUCUUUGCCUCAGUUUCUAAGACUUUCGGGGGCAAAAGCCCUUAGUGAUGCAUCUGUUGCAAGUCACAGCAACGUGCCUGGGAGAAAUGUGAGGUUCAUCCAGUGGAAUUCAGCCAGUCCACACACGUGGGUGGGUGAGUGUCUUUAUCCAGGUGAGACUACUUUGCUUAUCUUUUCUAGCUUAAUACAUCUGUAUCUGUUCCUCAAGGCCAAACUAAAAGAUUCUCGGCCAAAAUGUCCGUGAACUUGGCAUUGAGUGUCUGGUGUCAGUUGAUUUCAUAGGACCAGAUGGUUUUCUGUGGUUUGGUGCUGUCAAGGGGAGGAAGUGCAUCAGUUCCUGCAUUUCAGAGCUUUGGCCGGCCCCCCAAUCUUAACAGUAAAUCCAAGGACGUUUCAUUAUAAGACAGGAGGGCCGGAGCUGAUGUGCAGCCUGAAUAUGACAAGUGUCCACACGGAAAGUCUCUGUUUCUUCGGCCACACGUUGGGCCAUCAGGACCAUUCUUUCCAGAAAGUUCCAUAAGCUUGUCCAGGGAGCACCUCUGAAUGGGGAGAGGAGGAGGGAGGGUUUUAGAUCAACCCUGAAGUUGCUAUGAAAACAUUCACGGAUUCACAAAUAAGUUUCUGGACCCUAGAACGUCUCUCACGCUCCUCCUUCCCUUGCUGUGAGGCCAUGGGCCAGGUGGUGGCCCCCCCUCGAGAGACCCCACUGCCGUGUGGGGGUCUACUUCACCCUUGCUCGCAUUUUUACCCACGUUCUCACUGUGGUGCAGAGCUCGAUGAUGCUAUGGCUUCUGGUGGCCCCCUGGGUUUGCUGCUGCCAAGUGCUGACUCCCGUCGUUUGCUGUUGGCCCUUCCUUUCUCUACAGCCUUUUUCAGCAGCGGGUUCUGCUCAUCCAUCCCCGUGGCUCCCGGUCAGAAUCACAGCCCCCCUGCACCUUGAUUCUUCUUUCCUGCUGUCCCAGAGGCCUGCAGAGCAUUUUCCCCUUAGGGCAAGUCAGGUUUAUAAUCAGGGUCCCAGCACCGGAUGUCAGGAUAGCAACUGCAGUUGUUGCUUGUCUCACUAGGGGGCGUGGUGGAGCUGUUCUGUGAGGUCCCCCUGUUUAUCCCGAGACACCUCAUUCGCCAGAGGCUGUGCCCACCGACCUCUCCUUGUCCUCCACUUGUGUGAGGGACCCGCUCUCAUCAGCCCACCUUCUUUUCUUUCCCUGCCUUGUCAGGGCAACCCCUACACAAUAGUUUAAUCUGGACCACAUCAGUAAUCUGUAUUAAACUCUUGAACCUCUCCAAACUGUGUAAUCAGGAAAUACAGUUUUAAUUUCUAAAAACUCUUCAGUUUUGAGGAGUGAGAUAUGAUCUGGCAAAUAGAAAUAAGCAGAAUAGAAAGAGCCAGGGCACUGGCCCGACCUGCCCACUCUUUCCCUUGGUGACAGCCCCUUGCUCAGUACCAGCUGAGAGGGAAGCAAGGAUGGGUUUGAUGGACCGCCCUCUUCCAACAGUGACUGACAGCAGCAGCACCUGGUGCGUAUUCCAAGGUGAACACAUGGAUUCCCAGCAGCAUCUGUAGCCAGGUUAAUUUGUUCCUGGGCUCCCCAGACCUUUGACAAUUCGUGUUAUGGUCAGUUCUGUCAUCUGGCGAGGCGGGGGCAGGGUGAGCUGUUGAUCCACUCUAUGGAGCUUGCCCCGUCCCUCCUCCCCCAUCUCCUGCUCCCGGGAAAGGCAAAUAAAUGCCUUCUCACAGAAGGUUUUGGGGAGAAAGCCCAAAGGAUUGGGUCUGGGCUUUUUGUGCCCUGCAGUGGAACUGUCUCGCUAAAAAUCUCAGGAAUGCUGCUUCCAGUUUAGCAUCAGUGGGCUCAGCAGGGGCGCCAGGAGUUCUAGGCGUCUCCCAGGGGCCUCCGACCCCCUCCCCCCACUGCGGUGUGAGCUAAUAAAUCACCUUCAGCCUGGGACUGAAAGCUGUCAUUCAGGGCCUGUUUGUGUUCGACUUGAACACUGCAAAAUGUUACCGCUGUUGCCUUUCACGGAGCUUUCUUCCCAGUGUUCGGGAUCUUCAGCAUCUAGUAACCUUACCCUUUCAUAACGAAGGUUCCUCUUCAUCAGAGAUGACUCCCUGGAUGUGUCCUUUGUCCCUUUAAUGGUCAGCUAAUUUGUUUGAGGGGUCAGAAAUGGGAAAAGAAAGUUUUACAUACGCAGAUGACUAUUAAAUAUGUAACCUUAUGUGUAACCUGUGCUACAUCCAAUCACAGGUGUAUCUAGUUUGUUUCACUGGACGACUGUUAUGCUACUUAAUUCAGUAUCUUGAUGCUUUCCUUAGUCUGUGUUUUAUAAAACGUCACAAAUUGCGGCAUCAUUCAAAAACAAUUGACAUUAUUAGCUUUCCUUUCUAAACGAUACAUAGACAAACUCCCAGUUUAGAAGCCAGUUUGUUCGUGACGUUCUUGGAUUGGCCCACAGGAACCUCCUGACUCCCAACAGAGCUGAGAUUUUGGGUGGUGUCAGCCAGAGCCAGCCGGCUAUUGCUGUGGGCUGACCUGGAAAUCUAACCACCUGCUAGGUUGUUGCGGUGAGAAAUGCAUUCCAGGUGGGGGCUUGGGCUCCUGAGUUGCUACCUUGCAGAUGGAAGUCUCUCCUUACUACCAACUUGUAAGGGGAGAGAGGGAGCAGGGAGUUUGUAAGACAUUCCCUAAGUUGGGAAGUGUUUACCAAUAUUCAUGCCAACUCUACUUCGUUAUAGGCUCCCUCUCAAUUUAAUAAUAUUAAAAGCCUUAAGUAAAACUAUGCAUGCUAUUCUAUAUGCUUUUUUUUAUAUCAGUUAAUAAGCUUGUGCUUGGCAGUUUUGUACACAGUUACGAGGUGUAUAAAGCUGACUUUUGACAGUAUUUUUUGCACUGUUUCCUUUGUGUUUUUAUAACGUCUUAUUUAGAUACUGUUGCGAAGUUGCGUAUCUGUUCUCACUGCCAGGACACGGCUGUGAAAUGUUUCAUAUGUGCCUUUACAAAGGUGAGAUCUCUAUUCUAACCUUCUUUUUUAUAAAAGAUGUCUAUUGAUUUAACAUAUGCAAUAAACCUUUUUU